AUGGUUGUCAGGAAACAUGCGGUCAAGAAGAUACCUUGUAUUCGUACCAGAACUGAUACAGAUGUCUCAGUUAUCGUUCCAUCUAAAUUCGCGAAUAAUUUCGUUUGGUACAAUUGUCAUUCAUAUUCACCGGAUGAUCGGGGAAGGGAUGUUGCUGAUGCGAGGCAAUGCUGGCAAAUGUGCGAUACCUAUGCUUGGGCAGGAGUGGUAUAUGAUCCCAUUGAUCUGGGACGAGUCUCGUGUACUUGCUAUGAUUACAACGAUCAUCCUUGGUACGGUACCCCGGCAACCGCUUGCCUUCCUGGUGCAUGGUUCAUCUAUAACCAUGAUCCUUAUGCUAGCGCAGCGGUCAGAAGGAGAUCGAGGGAAAAGGAUAUUCGGUCGAAUGCGCAUUCGUCUCUUUGCCCUGAAGGAUCGUCCGCUUGUAAUAUCCUGGAUGGGAGCGGAUUGAGCUAUGAGUGUAUCGACACCAAUCAAGAGAUUGAGUCAUGUGGAGGGUGUACAAGUGGUUCCUUCCGUCCUAUCGACAUUCCUGAGGAGUCUGAAGCUCAAGACUGUACGUCCAUACCCGGAGUCGCUUUAGGUGGCGUUACCUGUCUUGCGGGUCGCUGUAUAAUAUCUCAUUGCCAAACGGACCACGUUCUGGAAGAGAAUACUUGUCAUCCCGCGUAA
Kwoniella shivajii is the source of this 672-nucleotide messenger RNA. RefSeq lists its product as uncharacterized. The transcript has 6 exons. The record is from RefSeq and is a predicted model, not a curated record. Lineage: Eukaryota; Fungi; Basidiomycota; Tremellomycetes; Tremellales; Cryptococcaceae. The coding region runs from base 1 to 672 and encodes 223 amino acids.